This is a messenger RNA of Ceratitis capitata (Mediterranean fruit fly), 2345 nucleotides long. It is a transcript of the gene yellow-h, whose product is annotated as protein yellow. The coding region runs from base 554 to 2143 and encodes 529 amino acids. Lineage: Eukaryota; Metazoa; Arthropoda; Insecta; Diptera; Tephritidae. Gene Ontology annotation, cellular component: extracellular region. The transcript is spliced from 4 exons. The record is from RefSeq and is a predicted model, not a curated record.
UCAUCUUGUCAAAUAUAUUAUUUUUCACAACUGCAUACAUAUUUUAUGCUAUAUGUAUAUUUGUAUACUCAGGAUUUGAAACACAAUCAAGUUUAGUAAUGACUUUGCUAAAGCCAGUUUUAAGCCACAAUUGUAUCUGUUUAUCGAUUUUUGGUGCUUUUUAUGCAUAACGCUUAUAUAUUUCGUUAUUUUGUACGGUUAUAAGUAAUUUAAUUUUAGUCAUUAUGGUGUGCGUUAUUUACGAACAAAGACAUUUUUCGGAGAAUAAAAUAAAUGUCUAAUGUGUACAUUGAAAGGAAAAAAACAAGGUUUAAAAUUAAUAUAAAAAUCUGCUUUUGGUCUUAUAUUUUUUUUAGACCAUAAGAAUUGGUUGUGCUGAAAAAAAUCAAGUUGGUAAAUAGCGGACACCCUGACAUACAUAAAUUUUUAUUUCAGCUUCACUUACCAACAAGAAGCCAGACGCAAUCAAGACUCUUUAUCAGACGGACGCACAAAAGUUCAAUUAUUAAAAAUAAAACCUGACAUUCCAAUACAUCUUGUAGCGUAUUAUCAAAUGUUUGCUAGUUUUGGGUUAAGUUGGAUAUUGUUGCUAGGUGUCAAUUUUACAAUUAUCAUUGGUACGAGUGAAGCCACAGGCGAAGCAACUAGUAUUUCACUAUACGCUAGCUCUCCCGAAUUUAGGUUUAAUAAAAGUGGAAUAAAUGUGCAACAAGAAGUACGCCCUUCGUCGACCUCUAUCGGGCUUUCAGAUUUCAGUUUCGAGACCCCUUUCCCAGUAGCCCUCACCCAUUCCUUGAACGAGAAUGCCCUAACACACGGCAGUGGAAGUGUUGGCGUAGGCUUUGUCGAAAAGAAUGUUGUUGAGUCGUUAACAGCAGAGAAUCGGAACGAAGCUUUUCAAAUUGUAAACGAGUGGAAGUAUUUAGACUUCGAUUAUCCAACUUAUACACAACGCCAAGAAGCUAUUUCAAAUAGAGAUUUUAUUCCAGAAAAUAAUCUUCCAUUGGGUAUUGACGUUUAUGGCGAUCGAUUAUUCAUAACUACACCACGAUGGAAAGAUGGUGUACCAGUAAGUCUUUCUUACUUACCAUAUCCACCAAAAGAACGCAGUCCUGCCUUACGACCCUACCCGGAUUGGGGUUCUCACAGCAAUAUUCAAGAACUCGAUUGUAGUAAACUUAUAUCUGUUUAUCGAUCCUCAAUCGACUCAUGUGGCCGCCUGUGGGUGAUUGACUCCGGCAUUGUGAACGCUACGGCCAAUCUAAAUCAGAUUUGUCAACCGAAGAUUGUUGCUUUUGAUUUGGCCACCGAUAAAAGAGUAGUCAGUUUCACGCUACCUCCAGAUCAAGUGAAGCAGGACUCUUUACACUCAAAUAUUUUGGCCGAUGUGCUUACCGAUCAGUGCGAGAAUGCAUACGUCUAUGUAACGGAUGUCUGGCGUUUUGGUAUGGUCGUCUAUAGCUUAGCUGAAAACCGAAGCUGGCGUGUAACCAACUAUAACUUUAUUCCCAAUCCGAUUGCCUCUGAUUUUAAUGUUUAUGGACUAAACUUUCAGUGGUUAGACGGUGUAUUCGGAAUGAGCUUAUCGUUGGACGAGGAAGUGAAACGUCCCACUGCCGAACGUAUACUAUAUUUUCAUCCCAUGGCCAGCUUUAAGGAAUUUUCUAUUUCAACAAAGCUGCUACAAAAUGAAAGCCUUUGGCCUGCUCGAGCCCAAGAGAUUGCCAAAUAUUUCGUUGAAAUCGGGGACCGUGGAAAUUUAGGGCAGUCCUCCUCAGCUGGGAUAGCGCGAAAUGGUAUUAUGUUCUACACUCAGGUUCAUCGAGAUAAUGUGGCUUGCUGGAAUACCGCUAAACCAUAUGUUCGCGCUAAUUUGGCUAUGCUCCUAAGCCGUGGACAAAAUUUGGUGCAAUUUCCCAACGAUUUGAAAGUGGAUAAGGAACGCGAUCAAGGACUGUGGGUAAUGAGCAAUAAGUUGCCUAUUUAUUUGUAUGGUAUGUUGGAUUACAGCGAAGUUAAUUUUCGCAUAGUACGUGCUAGUGUGAGCGAUGCCAUACACAAUAGUGUUUGUGAUCCGCGAGUGCAGGAUGCUCAUUUUAACAUUCCUGUUAUGGUGCAAUUACAUGAAGGACAAUGCUACUAGAGCUUCAAAUACUCACCAAUGUUUUUGGUAGCAGUCUGCUUGAUUUUCUAAUAAUAGAGUUAUUUUACUUUAUAAUGUAUGUGUAUGUUGAUACAAAAUGUAUAUAUGCAUUGUAUAUGCCCAAUAAACACAUUCUAACAUUGUCUUCAAGAAGAUUGUCUUCAAGAAGACAAUGCAAAACUGCCCAACAAUCACAAAUUAA